CCCUUCUAUGCAUUAUUUUGACUCAAGUGAGGCCCUUGAUGGGGAUCAUAUGGGGCACCUGAUUGAGCUAACGAGCUAAAUGAAAAGCGACCUCCCAUGACAAAAUCCAAAGUCCCCAUUGAAAUUCGAUCCCAGUGCGAACAAAAUAAUACUAUUAUAUAUUGUAUACAUGAUGGAGAAGAUGUCAAAAUGGUCUGCAAUGUCUGUGUUAUUGUCCAAUGCUAUGGACAUUAUGGGGUAUAACACUGAAAUGAUCCGAUGCAGGCAGGAAACGUACCGCACACUGGACAAAAUUUCAAAUAUAAAUAACAAAGAUGGACCAUGUACUCGAUUCACUACAGGUGGUAAGGCGGAGGGGAUUGCACGCUACUUUGAAAGUGAUAUCGACCAUUUACACACGGUGAAACACGUUAUUUGUACAGACAAACCUUUAUAUAUUGACCACUCGAACAUUCUAACGUUGUUUAAAGUAGAAAAUGAGAACACCCCACCCGGGUAUGUAAAGUUAAAGCUUUUAGAACACAAUGGGAACUGCCUCAAGGAAGAAAUUUCUGCUUCCUUAUUCGAAAAUUCCAGCGGCGAGAAAUACAUAUCUAGCAUAAAGUUUACAGAAAAUAUCAAGGAGUCUACCAUAUGGUUGCCGGGUUUCACUACGCAGGCGAAAAGUGGACCGUCUUCCCCGGUGAGCAACGGUUACUUAUCAAUAGACAGAGUUGUUUCCUUUAGAUGCUUUCUUCCACGGGAUCAGAAUAUAUUGCGGAACAGAUCAGAACUUUCGCGUUGCCGUGACGUGAACGAUACGUCAUUUGGUUUUGAAUCUCAAGUGCACGCUGUCCCUGUGGGUAAUAGCUACAGUGCAGACAAAUAUUUGGAAUGGCGUCUAAGUUAUACGGAAGCUGAGCUUAAUCUCGUUCGCAAUCUAAGCCAUGCCGAUUUAAAAGUUUAUAUUUUCCUCAAGCUUGUAGCGAGAUCUAUUUUUAAGCCAGUUUGUAAUGAAAUGACGUCAUAUCUUAUGAAAAAUGUGAUUUUAUGGACAAGUUCACGUUGUUGUCAUAAUUCAAAAAGGAGAUCAAAUAUUUUAGACACACUGCAAUGCUGCCUUGAGUUCCUAAGAAAAUGCCUGGUUACAAAUUAUCUUCCAAGUUUUAUGCUUCCACGGAGAAACCUAUUUCGCGGUCGCGUUGGGUUGCACGAGAACAAAAAAUUACAGUCAAUAUUAACAGAUAUGUUAAAUUCUGGACCAGCCAUGAUAUUUUGUUGCAAUAAAGUUAAAAUUGCAAUUCAUUCACUCAUCAAAAUACCAGAAAUGUUUAAAGAAUAUAGUUUAUAUCGAAAUGAAAUCGAGAAAAUGAUUCUCGUGCUAUGCACGUGCCGGGCACGCCUUAGAACACAUGGUGUCACACAGGAGCAAUACGACAAAUUAUUAAUACGGGACCGGCUAUACAGGACAACCAAAUUAAAAAUACUUGCUAAAAUCGGACUCUAUGACCCGUCUGCUGAAAAUGAAGCAGAAGACGUGGAGAAAAUUCUAAAGUCUACAAAGGGAGAAUAUUAUGAAAGACUAUCUCGAAUGCUUUCAUAAGGUUGUGGUGAGAAUAAUAAGGUUGUCCUUCGGAAGGAUUGUUCACGACAAAAAUACAUGAAAAUUGAAAUGAAACCGCAAGACCAGAAUUUAACAAAAAUGACUUGGUUAGCUGGAAGUUUUUGGAAAUUGUGUACUUGACAAAUAACAGUCAAUAAAGACAUUUUGUGUUUUAUUUCUGUUUUUAAAAAAUAACAAAGCUUUAAGCAUAUUUCAUAUUAUUAUAAUUGUGUUCUAUCAUAUGUGCAAGGCAUGUUGUUUGUUUCAUUUUACGCCUUUUUCCAACAGUAUUUCAGUCAUGAAUAUAGGCGGGUAGUUUCCUACCCAUCGUUCCUUGAGAAAUAUACCAGUACUAAACUACAUUCCUCCGCGCUAAACUACCAAAGCAUCUCCCGGGGAUUGAACCCCUGCCUGACAACUUGUAACUGGAUUAGAAGUCAUCGACUCUUACCCCUCGGCCACGGAGGUGGUCGCAAAGCAUGUAGAAAAAGGUCAAAAGUCAGUCCGGGUUAUUGAAUGAGAGGAACAACUUUGGUAAUGCUCAGUACAAGUGCUGCAGGAAACUGUUUUACAGCAAAGCCAAAAUAACCUGUGACAUAUAUUCAAAAUUAUUUAUUAGUUUGGUAACCAAAACAUAUAUUGAAGAAUAAAUGGAGUAUAUCGUA
Ruditapes philippinarum (Manila clam) is the source of this 2247-nucleotide messenger RNA. RefSeq lists its product as uncharacterized. The record is from RefSeq and is a predicted model, not a curated record. NCBI's taxonomy places the organism in Eukaryota, Metazoa, Mollusca, Bivalvia, Venerida, Veneridae. The coding region runs from base 170 to 1582 and encodes 470 amino acids. The transcript has 2 exons.